Scophthalmus maximus (turbot) is the source of this 6430-nucleotide messenger RNA. It is a transcript of the gene kif5aa, whose product is annotated as kinesin family member 5A, a. The transcript has 29 exons. The record is from RefSeq and is a predicted model, not a curated record. Gene Ontology annotation, biological process: microtubule-based movement. Lineage: Eukaryota; Metazoa; Chordata; Actinopteri; Pleuronectiformes; Scophthalmidae. Gene Ontology annotation, molecular function: ATP binding; microtubule motor activity; microtubule binding. Bases 517 to 3645 code for a protein of 1042 amino acids.
GCCGAAAGAGGGCGCUGUGUCGACUCCGGCAGGCCGAGCAUCAGCUGCUGUUACCUCGCUGCCCUUCCAACAGCAUCUCACCUUCAACCGGACAGAAGCAGCACAUCCACCGCCGCGCCCGAAAAAAAAAACAGAAAACCAGACGGAAGAGAGACUGACGGCGUCACACCAACCGGGAGAGGAUCGAGGGCACAUCAGAGUCGGUUGUUGUAAUGAUGUAGGGUUUCGUUUUGCGGUUUGACAUCUAAUUCAGCUCGUCCGCCUCACUGCGACACGGUCCAGCUGCGCAUACAUGAAUUGCAGGCUGUCGGGAUAAAGCCGUCCCUCCUCUCCACCGACCUCGGGCUCCUCACGACGGAAAAACAAGGCCGAAGUCUCUGCGCAUCUGCCUGUCGUUUAUUCUGUCGGUCGGACUCGGAUCGGGCCCCGUUCAGCGUCCGAUCGCCUCCAGCCUCAGCAUCCUCUUCUCCACCAGCAUCAGCGAACGGCAUCCGUCCUCCCCGUCGAAUCUGCGCAAUGGCUGACGUCCCAGCGGAGUGCAACAUAAAGGUGCUAUGUCGCUUUCGGCCCCUCAACCAGUCGGAGAUUGUACGCGGGGACCAGUUCAUCCCCAAGUUCCAAGGGGACGACACCGUCGCCGUCGGGGGGAGGUCCUAUGUCUUUGACCGAGUAUUUCCGACCAACACCACCCAGGAGCAAGUGUACAACACCUGCGCCAAGCAGAUUGUCAAGGAUGUGCUGUAUGGCUACAAUGGCACUAUCUUCGCAUAUGGACAAACCUCCUCCGGGAAGACUCACACCAUGGAGGGCAAACUCCACGACCCUCACCAGAUGGGUAUUAUUCCUCGCAUCGCUGAGGACAUAUUCAACCACAUCUUUGCUAUGGAUGAAAACCUUGAAUUCCACAUCAAGGUUUCCUACUUUGAAAUCUACAUGGACAAAAUUCGUGACCUGCUGGAUGUGACAAAGACCAAUCUGUCAGUCCAUGAAGAUAAGAAUAGGGUGCCAUAUGUCAAGGGAUGCACUGAGCGUUUCGUCUCCAGCCCUGAUGAGGUUAUGGAUGUGAUCGACGAGGGAAAAUCGAACCGCCAUGUUGCUGUGACCAACAUGAAUGAGCACAGCUCUCGCAGCCACAGCAUCUUCCUGAUCAACAUCAAGCAGGAGCAUGUGGAGACUGAGCAGAAGUUGUGUGGAAAACUCUACCUGGUUGAUCUGGCUGGCAGUGAGAAGGUCAGUAAGACCGGAGCUGCAGGAGCCGUUCUGGAUGAGGCAAAAAACAUCAACAAGUCUCUCUCUGCUCUGGGAAACGUCAUCUCUGCGUUGGCCGAGGGCACGAAAAGUCAUGUGCCGUAUCGCGACAGCAAGAUGACCCGCAUCCUGCAGGACUCCCUCGGUGGGAACUGUCGCACCACCAUGUUCAUCUGCUGCUCUCCCUCCAGCUACAACGACACCGAGACCAAAUCCACUCUGAUGUUUGGCCAACGUGCCAAGACCAUCAGGAACACCGCCUCCAUCAACCUGGAGCUGACGGCGGAGCAGUGGAAGAGGAAGUUCGAGAAGGAGAAGGAGAAGAACAAGACCAUGAAGGAAACCAUCCAGAGGCUGGAGGCCGAGCUCAACCGCUGGAGAAAUGGAGAGGACGUGCCGGAGACGGAGCGCACCACGUCAGAAGUGGUGACCCGGAUUGAGACCGUGGAGGAGCGCCCCAUCUUGGACAAUGACACCUCCUCCAUUGUGGUCCGCAUUUCCGAGGAGGAGCGUCAGAAGUACGAGGAGGAGAUCCGCAAGCUGUACAAGCAGCUGGAUGACAAGGACGAUGAGAUUAACCUGCAAUGCCAGGUGGUGGAGAAACUGAAGCAGCAGAUGAUGGACCAGGAUGAGCUCCUGGCCUCGUCCCGUGGCGACGGGGACAAGGUCCAGGCGGAACUCGGCAGGCUGCAGGUGGAGAGCGACUGCGCCAAGGCCGAGGUGAAGGAGGUGCUUCAGGCUCUGGAGGAGCUGGCCAUCAACUAUGACCAGAAGAGCCAGGAGGUGGAGGAGAAGGGCCUGCAGAACCAGCUGCUGGCCGACCAACUGGCCCAGAAAAUGGCCAGUCUGAUGGAGCUGGAGGCGGAGCUGUCUCGUAUGCAGGAAGUGAGCGGUCAGCAGAGGAAACGUAUCGCCGACGUCCUCAAUGGUCUGAUGAGGGACCUCAGUGAGUUCAGCACCAUCGUGGGCAACGGGGAGAUCAAGCUGCCGGUGGAGAUCAGCGGUGCGAUCGAGGAGGAGUUCACGGUGGCUCGUCUCUACAUCAGCAAGAUCAAGUCAGAGGUGAAGAGCAUGGUGAAGCGCUGCCGCCAGCUGGAGAACAUGCAGCUGGAGUGCCACCGCAAGAUGGAGGAGACCGGGAGGGAGCUGUCCUCCUGCCAGCUCCUCAUCUCUCAGCACGAGGCCAAGAUCCGCUCUCUGACGGAGUACAUGCAGAGUGUGGAGCAGAAGAAGAGGCUGCUGGAGGAGAGUCACGACUCCCUGAGCGAGGAGCUGGCCAAGCUGCAAGACCAGGAUAACUCCCUGCUCGAGGAGAAGGAUGGAGAGAAGGGUGAGACUGAAGAUGGAAAUGUGAAGAAGAGCGUUCGCCAGCAGGGAGAGACUCACCGCGGCCUCCAUCACAAGCAGCUGACCCGCCUGCGGGAUGAGAUCAAUGAGAAGCAGCGGGUCAUUGACGAACUCACUGAUCGUAACUCCAAGAUGGAGCUGGAGCUGGCUCAGGUCCGUGCCGACUUUGAGCGUCUGAAGAGUCAGGACAGCAGCAAGAGCGAGCGCCUGGAGGAGCUCUCGUUCCUGCAUCAACGUCAUGAGCAGACUAAACAGGACUUGAAGGGUCUGGAGGAGACUGUCGCCCGCGAGCUCCAGACCCUCCACAACCUGCGCAAGCUGUUCGUUCAAGACCUCACGUCGCGGGUUAAAAAAAGUUCCGAAAUGGAACCUGAUGAUAGCGGGGGGUCUUGCACCCAGAAGCAGAAGAUUUCCUUUCUUGAGAAUAACCUGGACCAACUUACAAAGGUUCACAAACAGCUGGUUCGUGACAAUGCAGAUCUGCGCUGUGAGCUUCCAAAGUUGGAGAAACGUCUUCGGUCUACUGCUGAGAGAGUUAAGGCCCUGGAGACUGCAUUGAGGGACGCCAAGGAGGGCGCCAUGAUGGACCGCCGCCGCUACCAGCAGGAGGUCGACCGCAUCAAGGACGCCAUGAGGGCAAAGAGCGCCCUGCGCCGCCCCCAUGCAGCACAGAUCGCCAAGCCAGUGAGACCGAAGCAGCUGCCGGUUUGCUCCCCCACAAACCCGUUCUACACCUAUAUCCGUGCCACCGAAAAAGGCAACACCUACAGCAACGCCCUCUUCCAAGGCAACGCGACACAGCCGAGCGCCGCCGGCGCCAACAGCAACCCCAACUCUGUCCAGAGCAACACAGUUUCCACAGCACUGGGCUACAGAGCAGGCAGAUAUAACGGAGACACACUGGAGUGCUUCCCACUCAACAUUGAAAACGGCAACAACGUCAGUGAAACGAGAGACAUCAAUGACAACAGGAGUGAUGUUCACUGUGGCAGCGAGGUGGAUGAUUCAAACAGGCACUACGUCAUUCAGCAGGAGACGGCUGCAAGUUAAUACCAUGACGACGACCAAACACUGUAUCUAUCCAAGGACCCUCCCCCUCCCAUCUGCAUGCAGCCUGUCUCCUCGUCCUUCCGCUGCAUCGCUGAUGAAGAUGAAGAUGUGUAGCCCUGUAUUAUUAUUACUAGACGAAGCCCCCCGCCCCCUGCUCUUAAGGUGACCACUCUCAGGUUUGGGGUCCGGUCCAUUCCAGGUCAGUCAGUGCAAGAAAUAAUCAGAUUUGUUUUUUAUUUUAUUUUGUAGAAUGUCCACAACUAAUGACCACAAUUUGUGGAAAGCCAUCACUGAUGCUGAUGAGCUCCUGAGGUGUUUGAACUGCAGUGGGCCUGACUCCAUCCCUGAGUACUUAGUACACACAUGUUGUAAAUACUAUUGCUGUAUACUCCAGUAGAGGUUUUCCGACCAGCAUCUGUUUGUGUGAACGCACAGCCUCCGCCGUCCGCUGCACUCAACUUUUUAAAAGGGGCAUCAUGUGGAUGACAUACAGUAGACAGACAUGACCUUUUCCUCAGUCAUAAAUAAGAGUAUAGUGUGUAGCGCCGGCUUGUAACGGAAGACCCACACUCAGCAUGCAUGUGGCUUAGCGGGUUAGCUUUCAAAUUGUUGCAUGUCAUGAUUCCACUCAGGAGCUGGUAUGCUGCGCGUGAACCGUCUGAUCGACUUUGACAGAUGUUGCAGAGAGAGAGAGAGAGAGAGAGAGAUGGUUCCCCUCAAUCCUGAUCCUGGUCUUAUUGCUUUGGGUUUUCCAUUUUAAAGUAAAUUAGACUCCAAAAACUGGGUUGUUGUGGCUUUAUCACAGGACAUAUGACAACAAAACGCAUCUGGGUUCAAUUUUUAGAUGCAAAAUGUGUAAGGGAAACCCAGCCCAGACUUUGUCUGUAUAGAGGAAACCUUUUGUAAUUGCUUUCAUACUGUGAUGUUGCAGCUGUGAUGAUGCCGUUGUACUCUUCGGGUGAUGCUGCCCAUAUCCAUUCGACGUCGCUCUCUCCCUGCAUCGCACCCACAGCUUGUGAGUCUUCUUACCGAGCCUUAACAAGAGCUGGUUUCUCAUGAUCAACAUGCGGUCACAUGCACACAUUUGUAAUUACUACCUCUGAUGCUAUUUAAUAUAUCACUUAUCACCGUAUACCAAGAUUUCCUCUUUUCAAAUGUUAAAUACGAGCAGAUGUUAGUAAGAGUCCCUAGGGCGCGUGUAGUUCACCGAUAGCUGUCAGUAGAUUUAAAUGCUCUUUCUCGGCGCAGUUGUGUUGUUCAUGCACACACAGAUUCCUUCUCCAUCAUGUAACACGAUCAGAGCUGGGCAGAAAACUUUCCAAAAACUUUCUUUACGGCAGGAAAAUAACCGAAGGUCUGGGUUCAUUCAUCAAGUUCAUCGUCAAAGGAGAAAUAAAUCUUUUCCUUUAACCUUUUAAACCUUUGAGGCUGAAAUGACACACUUUCCCCAUCUAUCCUAAAUUUAGAUUUUUAAACCUGUUAAGACUGUAUGGAUGCUGUUUAUCGAUUCAGUGUUUUUGGAUCAGAUCCAUCAAAUGUCCAGUGACCAGUGAGAGCGUCUGUAAACUAGUCCCCAUGCAGCUGAGCAGCCACCAGUCUGGCACGGACACACAGUUUGACAGAAGCGCGUAGUAGCUUGUCGUCGGGUCGUGCUGUGAUUCUUCUGUCAGUAACCCUGACCAGCCAAUCAGGAGAGGAGAAAGCAGCAGGUCCUACGACGGUGAAGAAGAGAGAUGAGUGCGUUUGGACUGAGCAGAGUCGCUGAAAGGAAAAGUUGGACUAAAUUUAAAAGAUGCAUUGUGAAGCUCAAUGUGCCUUCUCUGAUUAUAGAAAACUAAAAUAUGCAUAAUGAAAGAGAGACACGUUAUUUGGAUUUCCUUUCAUACUUUGUAUUUUCACUUUGACUUAUUUUAAUACCCAUCCAAAUUGUCUCUGAUCUGAUUGUUCGGAGUUUGAUUGAGCCUCUAUCACCAUCCAUGUGACAGAAGCGUCCACUUUAUAUUCAAAACUAUUUCUCUAUAUGGAAAUAUUCUGUAUUAUAUUGCAUGACAGGAUCUGUUCUAAUUUAGCCAGGUAGGAACUCAGUAUGAUCCUCCUCAGUCGUCUGAUCAAGAAGAGCCUCAUUUAGGAGCGCACCGCUCGGCCUCAUCAUGUUCUUACUGACAUUACCAACAUCUCAGGGCUUCACAUCCACAAUCACAGUGACCGUGGGCCACCACCACCACUGUCUUCCUCAUCUAUACUUCAAGCUAUGUGAUGGGCAGAUGAACAAUCGGGUCAGUGUGUGUUCUUCGAGGCGUAACACCGGGAGGACGAAUCGAAUAUUACAGAAACAACAGCAUUUUGUACGUAUGUAACAUUUCCAUUCUGGGAUAUGACACCCAAAAUGAAGUGGCCCCUCGGCCGCACCCUGGUCAGACCCUACUAUUUAUGUCCAAGCAGACCCUCUAUUUGACAUCAUGUUCUAAGUGUACUAUAUUGUCACCGGCUGUCCCUCUGUCUGAUUUCAACAUAUCUAAACAUUUAUGUGCUAUAUAUUGUUAAUCUUGUAAGUAAAGAUAGCGUGCCAUGACAUAGCAAAAUGCAAGAGAAAGGUACGCGCUGACCUUGUUCAAAGAAAAUGUUUGUUUUAUUGAUUUCUGUAUGCCAAUACUGUAGCGUCAACAUGGUCGUGUGAAGAAUCACCGUGCAAAGAUUUCCUGUAUAUAUAGACUCAUCACUAUGCUGUAUUGUACGUGAACCAUUGUGUUGUAGUAAAAAGUUCAAUAAACUUGUAGAAAGGGAA